Brienomyrus brachyistius is the source of this 1411-nucleotide messenger RNA. Its product is annotated as stonustoxin subunit beta-like. Gene Ontology annotation, molecular function: protein binding. NCBI's taxonomy places the organism in Eukaryota, Metazoa, Chordata, Actinopteri, Osteoglossiformes, Mormyridae. The record is from RefSeq and is a predicted model, not a curated record. Bases 138 to 1118 code for a protein of 326 amino acids. The transcript is spliced from 5 exons.
GUGUUUUCUGUUUCAGGCUGAACAGCUGUGAUCUCUUAGAUAAACACUGUGAAGUGCUGUCUUCAGCUCUAAGAUCAAACUCUUCCCCCCUGAGAGAGCUGGACCUGAGUGAUAAUAACCUGAAGGAUUCAGGAGUGAUGAUGCUCUCUGCUGCACUGGGGGAUUUACACUGUAAACUGGAGAUAUUGAGGGUGGGCUGGUGUGAACUCACAGAGAAAUGCUGUGAGGCACUGGCUUCAGCUCUCAGAUCAAACUCCUCACCCCUGAGAGAGCUGGACCUGAGUGACAAUGACCUGCAGGACUCAGGAGUGAAGCUGCUUUCUGCUGGACUGGGGGACUUACACUGUAAACUGGAGAUACUAAGACUGUCAGGCUGUAGAGUCACAGAAGAAGGCUGUUCUUCCCUGGCUUCAGCUCUGAGGUCAAACCCCUCACACCUGAGAGAGCUGGACCUGAGCUACAAUCACCCAGGAGACUCAGGAGUGAAGCUGCUCUCUGCUGUACUGGAGGAUCCCAGCUGUAAACUGGAGAAGCUGAAUGUGGAUCACGGUGGAGAGUGCAGGACCAGACCAGGCUUACAGAAAUACUCCUGCCAGCUGACGCUGGACCCCAACACAGCAAACAGAGAAGUGUCUCUGUCAGGGGGGGACAGGAAGGUGACAUGGGGGGCAAAGCAGCCAUAUCCUGAUCAUCCAGAGAGAUUUGACAGCUGGAGCCAAGUUCUGUGCAGAGAGAGUCUGACUGGUCGCUGUUACUGGGAGGCUGAGUGGGAUGGAUAUGGAGUCUGGAUAGGAGUGACUUAUAAAGGGAUCAGGAGGGAAGGAGGGAGUGAUGACUGUUGGCUUGGAUUCAAUGACAAGUCAUGGGGUCUGAGCUGUAAUACUGACAGUUACUCUGUCCUGCACAAUAAUAAACAGACUCUCAUACCCAUACCGCCCUCAGGCCCCCGCAGAGUAGGAGUGUAUCUGGACUGGGGGGCUGGUGCUCUGUCCUUCUACAGAGUCUCCUCUGAUGGACUGACCCUCCUGUACAGAUUCACCUCCUCAUUCACUGAACCCCUCAAUCCAGGGUUUGGGGUUUAUCCAAACUCCUCUGUGUCGCUGUGCAUGCUGGGAUAGCUCACUGUGUGCUGGAGGAAUCAUUUUUACCGUAUCAGAGUCUCACAUGUCGCUGCUUCUCCGUGGCAAAAAGGUAAAAUCUCUGCUUUAUAACCAGUAUAACCCUUUUUACUCUGUCUGAAGUGUGACGUAUGUUAAUAAUUGGGUUCUGUAAGCUGAACAAACAUACAAAAUGACUGUUUUUCUCUGACUUAUGUUCUAUGUUGUCUGUAAAUGCACCAAAACUGCCUAAACAAAUUCAUAGUACAUGCAGGUGUACCAAUGGAGUGAAUUCUGAUUCUGAAUAAAAUAAA